This is a messenger RNA of Aspergillus affinis, 1914 nucleotides long. RefSeq names its product Zn(II)2Cys6 transcription factor. Gene Ontology annotation, biological process: regulation of DNA-templated transcription. The transcript is spliced from 3 exons. NCBI's taxonomy places the organism in Eukaryota, Fungi, Ascomycota, Eurotiomycetes, Eurotiales, Aspergillaceae. Gene Ontology annotation, molecular function: zinc ion binding; DNA-binding transcription factor activity, RNA polymerase II-specific. The coding region runs from base 1 to 1914 and encodes 637 amino acids. The record is from RefSeq and is a predicted model, not a curated record.
AUGACAAAAGGCUGCUACACCUGCCGUCGCCGACGCAUCAUCUGCGACAAUGGCCUCCCCACGUGUCGAAAGUGCCGGGAUGCGGGGAAAGAAUGUCUGGGGUACCAGAAACCCCUUGUCUGGGUCAAGGGAGGUGUAGCUAGUCGAGGAAAGAUGAUGGGUCGCAGCUUUGACGACGCCAUUUCGAACCCCUCGGGGAACCAGAGCGAGUCGACCAGCGCCUUGCCGAACAACGGCCUGUCGACGUCAGCAUCGGAUGCCAUCUCCGCACCGACUCCCAACCGGACGGGGCCUGAAUCGACACGGGAUACAUCGGAUAUUGCGCAGGAGGAAAAGAAGCAGAAACGUAUUACUCCCAAGAGAGUGAACGCGAGAGUCGACUCUUUCCCGGCGCCCAGGGCUCUGGUAGAUCCGCUGUUCCAAGAUCUAAGUCCUUUGACCAGAUUCUACAUCUCUCACUUCAACCAGCAUCUUGUCGGUUAUCUCGCGCUGUAUUCCCAUGUGAACAACCCAUUCCGUCAACUCACUCCCUUAGUCGGAGAAUCCCCCGUUCUCGCCCACGCGCUGGCUGCGACGGGCGCAUUACACUAUGCAAUCGUCGCAAAUUAUGAUUUCUCGCCUACGCCAUGGUCUAACGGUGGAGCCGCGUUGACGGAGACUCGUCUGUCUCCAGAAGAUGUUGAAAAAGCCGUGGUUAGUUCCAUGUGCCGGCGACCAGCUUCAAAGACCUACGAGCACUUCCUCGGAUUCAAGCAACGCACCCUCCACCAACUAUCGCAGGAUCUGCAUGACCCUUCCAAACGCACAGAUAACCGGACGUUGGCGACGAUCAUGAUCCUAGCGCUUAUGGAUGCUAUUGAGUCCGGGGACGGCGCCUGGAAAUAUCACCUCGAGGGUGCCAAACAAUUGCUAUCAAGUCGAGGCUCAGAGAAUAACCCCCUUGCCAAACAAAGCAUGACCGAUUCGCUCGACACCUUUGCCAUCGACGGUUGUCUCCUGAUCCAGCUGAUGGGCUCUACCCUCGCCCGACCAGGCUCCCUCACGAAGCCCUUCUACUCCUCAGACAUGGGCGCCGGCGUUCUCAAACGUCUCGAAGAAACCUCCUGGGUCGGCUGCCCCGCCUACCUCCUCGAAGUCAUUUUCAUCGUCCACGCCGGCUGGUGCUCGGACCCAGACACCGACUCCACGGCCCACCACCCCACCCUGAAUUUCCCCUCGGCCUUCCUCCCAGAAGACUCCAACCCAUUCCAAUCCCCCGGCGCCCUCCUCCGACACAUCCAAGCCUUCGACCCCGUCGCCUGGGCCCAAGCCAUGCAAUCCUGCCUCUACCUCCCCGACCAGACCAUGCGCAUCGCCCUGGCCAGCGUCUACCGCGCCUCUGUCUACCUCUACGCCAGCCGUGUGCUCUCCCGCCCUCGCGCCGGCGCCGCCAUGUCCAACAGCUUCGGCCUGCCCCCGGACCACAGCGCUGUCGCUAAUCGCCUCAUUCGCGAAAUCGCCCUAAUCCCGGUCUCCGACCCGCAUUUCAAAUGCCUCAUCUGGCCGUCCUUCAUCGCCGGUGCCGAAUGCCGCGAUCCCGCGCAACGUCCCAUCCUCCUGCAAACCCUCAGCACUCUUUACUACGACAUCACGAGCGUCAACGUCCGCAACGCCGCUUGGGUCCUCAGUUUGAUGUGGCGGAAACGGGACGCGAAAAGACAAGAGGCGUCUGGCCAGUCCCCCUCUUCUCCUCACUCUACCUCUCCCUCUUCUGCCUCCUCCCCUGUUUCUCCUAUCUCGAUGACCACGGCGGCAUUCACCCCGCCCGACACGUCUUCCGGGUCCUCAAUAGUCACUGAUACCACUUACGACGAUGAUGAUUUCGAUUGGAUCCAGGAAUUGGAUAAUUCGAGGAUUGAUUGGUUAUUUAUAUAA